CCUGGCUGGGCCUCGAGGGGAAGCCGGGUCCUGCUGCUCGGGGGGCUGGCGCUGGCACUCCAAAUAACACCUGCGGUUCCCCUCACGCCUUUUCGUCAAGAGCACGAUGCUGCUGGGAAAACUCGUGCAGCCGGUGUGCAACCCGAGCAAGCUGCUGCCGCCGGGCGCCUGCAGACACUUCUGGGGAUGGCUGAAUGCCGUGUUCAACAAAGUGGACUACGAACGUAUAGAAGCCGUUGGCCCUGACAGGGCAGCUUUGGAGUGGCUGGGGGGGGGGGGGGGCCCCGGCGCCCUGGUGCGCUAUCAAGGCUAUCAGAAAUGGCAGCAGGACUACAACGGUCUCCCAACAGGGCCCUUGGGGAAGUACAAGAUAGAAGCAAUUAAUGCCACCGACUCUUGCAUCAUGUACAGGGGAUUUGACUAUUUGGAUGGUCUUGAACAUGUCGCAGAAAUCACCCUGCAGAAGUGUAUUUACAUACAGGACGAGUGUCUGCAGAGGCUCAGCCAGACAAAGAAUCUACAGAAGAGCCUCCUCCAGCUGAAGAUCAUUUCCUGCGGGAAUGUCACAGAUAAAGGCAUCAUUGCACUUCACAAGCUGACGAACCUUGAAUAUUUGUAUCUGAGUGACCUUCCUGGGAUAAGAGAGAAAGAAACUACUGCGCAUGUCCUUCGGCAGGCACUGCCAAACCUGGAGCUGGAGCUGGAUUUAGAAUAAACACAACUGCACGUAACUGAGACGUAUCCGAUUCCAUAGUAUUUAUCACAGGUUGCAUAAAUUAAGUUGUAGACGCUAGUGAAUUUCCAGGUAUGGAAAUAAGCCCAGAUCUCCCAAUCCAGCCUUAAAAGCUGUACGCAAUCUUUUAUGCAAUUCAGUUUUCUUAAGCUUAAACUAUAUGGUGAACCAACAGAAAGGCAGGCUUCUGUGCAUAGUCAUUUCUUUCCUGUUUUUACAGGGAGCUGUUAAUACAUCAAUUAGAAACUUUCAAAUAUUUCAUUGCACAGAAAUUUGUGUGCAAAACGACAGCGGGAAGGACGUCGGUGGUGUGAAGCAGCAGCGCUGUACGCUUUUAUUGCCUGUUGUCAACGCUGUGGGAAUGAGAGCUGUUCACUCUCCGAGCAUCUCGCCCCAUCAACGGGCGACGAUUUAAUAAAACAGCUUAGGGACCUUUUUCUGUCCUUCAUGCUUUGACUCAUGCAGCCUUUGGUGUUUUUUUAAUGGAGCGAUCUGUAGGCAGGCAGUCUAACCUUCUCGUCAACGCUGAGCUGAGGAACUGAACGCUGCUCUGUCUGCGGAGAAGCGGGGUCUCGUAGAUACGCCCUUGCACGCAUUUUUGCCGUAUGCUGACAUGGACUGUAUUACUUCUGUGUACCUCUUAGUUGCAUCCGUACCACUCCUGCUAAAUAAGAGAAUGAUUCAGCCUCAGGAAGAAUAUAGCGGUUUUAGUUAAAUUCCUAGCUUUGGUGGUAGGGGAGAGAAAGGUGGCAGGCGACGCCAAGCAAGCAGAUUUCAAUACAUCUCGGCCACGGUACCUCUGCGUAACUGAGAGUCUCCUUUCUUAUCCCCCAUUGUCAUCUCAUCCCCUGAAGGAAGUGAUGCCAAGCACCGGAGAGGAUCACAUUUUGCACUAGCUGCAUCGUGGGGCAGAUCCUUCCUGGCAUCUCCUGGCACAGCGUGGGCAGGAACGGUGUCCCGGAAUGAAGCUGCCUGCAGCCUGCGCUGCCCGGGGCUGUGUCCAGGAGCUGACUGCCAGGCUGUCGACUGCUUGUGGGC
Egretta garzetta (little egret) is the source of this 1771-nucleotide messenger RNA. RefSeq names its product distal membrane arm assembly complex 2 like (gene DMAC2L). NCBI's taxonomy places the organism in Eukaryota, Metazoa, Chordata, Aves, Pelecaniformes, Ardeidae. The transcript is spliced from 4 exons. The coding region runs from base 107 to 715 and encodes 202 amino acids. The record is from RefSeq and is a predicted model, not a curated record.